Messenger RNA from Ogataea haglerorum, 438 nucleotides. RefSeq lists its product as uncharacterized. The record is from RefSeq and is a predicted model, not a curated record. Gene Ontology annotation, cellular component: ribosome. NCBI's taxonomy places the organism in Eukaryota, Fungi, Ascomycota, Pichiomycetes, Pichiales, Pichiaceae. The transcript is spliced from 2 exons. The coding region runs from base 1 to 438 and encodes 145 amino acids. Gene Ontology annotation, molecular function: structural constituent of ribosome. Gene Ontology annotation, biological process: translation.
AUGGUUCGCUUCUCGGACUUCCACUGGCUAAAUAGAGCAACUGAGUUCGGGUCUUGUCUACUAGAAAACAAGGGCCAGGUCGCCCGCGACCAUCUGGCCUCAGAGCGCACUUUCCUUGCUUGGCUCCGAACGUCGCUUACCUUCGCAAGUUUGGGGGUGUAUGUCACACAGUUGCUGGCAAUGGGAGCGGCCAAGAGCCCGGGCUCCUCUACUACAAGACUCGGAAAGGCUCUGGGGCUGUGUUUCAUAGUUAUGGCCAUGGUUUCGGUGCUUAUUGGGUGCGUUAAGUCUCAAACUCCAAAGGUCGAGAAGACCGAGAAGCCAAAGAAGCCAAAGGGAAGAGCAUACAAGAGACUGCUGUACACCAAGAGAUUUGUUAACGUUGCCAACACCCCAGGUGGAAAGAGAAGAAUGAACCCAGGUCCAUCCUCCAAAUAA